UUGACUCGAGUCAUUUGCAUUACGUCAAACUAUGAACUAUUCAAGCCCGGACAGCUCAUUGUCCUCGCUAGAUUCUCCUCUAGUCCCCACAAGAUCCAUGAGAACCUGCGAGAUUUGUGAUAAGCCAAGUCAUGGAAAACAUUUUGGAGCGGUUACGUGCAGGGCGUGUGCCAUGUUUUUCAGACGAUUUGGUAGAUGCAAAAACAUGAAGCCCUGUGAAAUGAACAAUAACUGCCAGUUUCCCAAAAAUGGGUAUUUCAAUUGCAAGAAGUGCCGGCUCCAAAAAUGUUGGGAUGUUGGCAUGACAACUGAUACUUUCCAGUCUGUGAUUUCAAAAUUAGCCAAACCCACGCUUCAAGUCAAAAUUCCUGAGACAAUCGGCACUUUAAUCGGGCUCCCAAAUCUUAUCAUAUUUAAUGCUCCAGAAUUUGAAGCUCCGAGUAGCAUUUGCAAAAAUUUCAUUGAUGUCAGAUAUCUCGUGAGCCAAGGAGAACAAAUUUUGCGGACGGGCUUAGAAACGCCGAUAAUUGCACAAAACUCGUUGGAAAAAAUGGCGUUAGGUUUGGAAUAUAUCAGGAAGAUGAGGAACCCAAAAAUCAAUAAUAUUAGAAGAAUUGGACAAAAGGAAGUUUUCACGCUGUGGCAAGAUGAUUUCCUGAAGACGGCAAAGUGGUUGACGUAUUUUAGCGAGUUUCAGCAGCUGCCUGACGGGUUACAGAUGAAAUUUCUCAAAUCAAUUUGGAAAUUGUGGAGCAGAUUUGAAAGACUUGUCACCACAAUGAUAGGGAGGAGAAAUAGCGCAUGCAGUAGUAACAUGGUCCUGAUAAAGUUGGAUGACACCCAAGUAGUUUUUGAUAUUAAAAAGAUCGAUGUAGACGUGUCGUGGCAGUCGAGAUAUAAUGUGGAGCAAUUGAAACUAUUUGGCUACAGUUACCUAGACGAAAAGUACGAUGAAAUUAUCCAAGAAAUGAUAGAUCUGGAUCCCACAAAUGUGGAGCUCUCCUUCAUGGUCUGCCAACUGUGCCUCCACCACAUUGGUAAAAAAUUCCAAGGGGAUAUUCUAAAAGUUGCUGAACGGCUACAAAGCUCUAUAGCCAAUAAUCUACACGACUACUACGUGAAUAAAGAGAAAAGGCCCAGAUAUUCGGGGAGGAUCGCCAAAAUGAUGAAGAUCAAUAAUUAUAUUCAGAAGGGAAUAUACGAGCGGCGAGUGAAAGCAGAUUUGAUGAGGGUGUUUGAUGUUUUCCACGUGGAAUAUUCUGAUCCAGAUAUGUUCGAGGAGUCUUGAAUUUGUUGUACUAAAAUUUUUAUUCUCUGAAAUAAAGUUUUAAAAGUAUAUU
This is a messenger RNA of Caenorhabditis elegans, 1340 nucleotides long. It is a transcript of the gene nhr-99, whose product is annotated as Nuclear Hormone Receptor family. Gene Ontology annotation, cellular component: nucleus. The coding region runs from base 32 to 1288 and encodes 418 amino acids. The record is from RefSeq and is marked reviewed. The transcript has 8 exons. Gene Ontology annotation, molecular function: DNA binding; sequence-specific DNA binding; DNA-binding transcription factor activity. Gene Ontology annotation, biological process: regulation of DNA-templated transcription; DNA-templated transcription. Lineage: Eukaryota; Metazoa; Nematoda; Chromadorea; Rhabditida; Rhabditidae.